Messenger RNA from Penaeus indicus, 8937 nucleotides. RefSeq lists its product as uncharacterized. The transcript is spliced from 17 exons. The record is from RefSeq and is a predicted model, not a curated record. Bases 221 to 4561 code for a protein of 1446 amino acids. NCBI's taxonomy places the organism in Eukaryota, Metazoa, Arthropoda, Malacostraca, Decapoda, Penaeidae. Gene Ontology annotation, molecular function: NAADP-sensitive calcium-release channel activity. Gene Ontology annotation, cellular component: plasma membrane; lysosomal membrane.
GACAUUGACAUUGAGAAGUGACGGAAACGAAGAAUAGCGGAAAUGAGUUAUUAUUAGCUGCCAUUAGCCCGAAUCCGAACGCUUCGUGACGUCAUCUGGAAUCAGCUGUGGCACAACAACAAUAACAAAGAGCAGGAGGCGUUGGUGAAGUAAACUCUUGCUUGUAUUUAUGUGUAUUGUAAACGUUCCCCCAUCUCUGAGAGCUCGCCUCGUGUGAAAUAUGAAUCCUUCGCACCAUGGACAGUGCCACAGGAGGCGGGGGUCGAGAGAUGAUCGGGAGGAGGAGAAAGAGAAAGAGAAAGAGGGCGAAGGAGCGGAGACAGGAUCUUCAUCGUCCCGUGACAGGAACGUUCCUCCUGCGCUGACACAACCGAGUCCUACGGGAGGACAAGGAGGAGGAGGAGGAGAAUCGAAAGGAGCGUCUGCAACCUCGCCAAGUCCACUUCCUUCUCCCUCUGUUCCCUCUCCACCACCACCACCUCCUCCCUCUACUGCUUCCCCAUCCACCCCAGUCCAGCAGACAGACGGUGAGAAGAACAGGCCCAGUAAAGAGCCGCAGACACACACACCUGCUUCCUCUUUGCCUCAGAGUAGGAUGCGCAGAAGUAAGACCUCCUCACAACCCCGUGCGCGGUCUGGCUCCUGGUCUGGCGUAAAUGAGAGUGAUGAUGAGCUGGAGCGGAUGGCGCAGGUCUACCAGCCACCCCCAGAAAUCAAAGUCUCAGCUGUUGAGAGCAAUGGCGGAACUCGCUAUGGCUCAGUAUCCUCGACCCUUGGGAGCCUCGGUGCUGGCACUGACUAUAGCCCCCUCAAUGACUCCUCCACCUCCAAUCCAGCAAGGGGUGUCUUUGCCCACACGAUCUCGGCUGACAGAAUACGCAGAAGGCUCAAGUUCUUCUUCAUGAACCCGAUGGAGAAGUGGCAUGCACGACGUAGGUUUCCCUGGAAGUUGUUGUUGCAAGUGUUCAAGAUUGUGGUGGUCACAGCACAGUUGUGCCUGUUUGCCCAGCAGCGGUACAACCAUGUCAACUACUUGUGGGACACCAAGAUCUCCUUCUCGCAUCUGUUCAUCAAAGGGUGGGACACAACCCGUGAAAUUCAGGUGUACCCCCCUGCUGAUGGCCCCCUGGCAGUCUAUAAGAAGGCCUCAUUCUUCGAAUACUUGGAUUAUGCUGUUACGACGUAUGCACACAUCAGAGAGACAGCUAUUGGUACCUACACUUAUGAGCACAAAAAUGGAAGUGUUGUCCCUCCAGUUCUCUGUGUGUCGCACUACAAGAAAGGUGAAGCCUUUAUCGACAACAACACAUAUAUUCUGGAUGAUGAUAUCACCCAGUCAUGCAUAGAGAUCCCACCCUCAGAGGCCAAUGCGACUGACUGGUCCACAAAGGACUUCAUGGAGAAGAACAACUUCACCUUCAACUUCGACCUGCUCCUCAACACAGACUUCACUUUCCAGCUGCGUACCAUCAAGCUGCGUGUCAAUUUGCCCUUUGACACCCCAGAAUGCUAUAGGCUAACUGGCAAGGUGAGUCUAUGGAUUAUUCUGGUGUUGGGGUGGAUAGAAUGGGAUGAGAAGUUAGAAGUUGGGUGUUCUGGUUCAUGUUCGUGGUUUGGAAUAAAUAUACCUGAAGUGGUUAUCUGGCUAAUAUUCAAUAUGAAAUUUGAAAAGAAGUUAGAAGUUGGGUGUUCUGGUUCAUGUUCGUGGUUUGGAAUAAAUAUACCUGAAGUGGUUAUCUGGCUAAUAUUCAAUAUGAAAUUUGAAAAGAAGUUAGAAGUUGGGUGUUCUGGUUCAUGUUCGUGGUUUGGAAUAAAUAUACCUGAAGUGGUUAUCUGGCUAAUAUUCAAUAUGAAAUUUGAAAAGAAGUUAGAAGUUGGGUGUUCUGGUUCAUGUUCGUGGUUUGGAAUAAAUAUACCUGAAGUGGUUAUCUGGCUAAUAUUCAAUAUGAAAUUUGAAAAGAAGUUAGAAGUUGGGUGUUCUGGUUCAUGUUCGUGGUUUGGAAUAAAUAUACCUGAAGUGGUUAUCUGGCUAAUAUUCAAUAUGAAAUUUGAAAAGAAGUUAGAAGUUGGGUGUUCUGGUUCAUGUUCGUGGUUUGGAAUAAAUAUACCUGAAGUGGUUAUCUGGCUAAUAUUCAAUAUGAAAUUUGAAAAGAAGUUAGAAGUUGGGUGUUCUGGUUCAUGUUCGUGGUUUGGAAUAAAUAUACCUGAAGUGGUUAUCUGGCUAAUAUUCAAUAUGAAAUUUGAAAAGAAGUUAGAAGUUGGGUGUUCUGGUUCAUGUUCGUGGUUUGGAAUAAAUAUACCUGAAGUGGUUAUCUGGCUAAUAUUCAAUAUGAAAUUUGAAAAGAAGUUAGAAGUUGGGUGUUCUGGUUCAUGUUCGUGGUUUGGAAUAAAUAUACCUGAAGUGGUUAUCUGGCUAAUAUUCAAUAUGAAAUUUGAAAAGAAGUUAGAAGUUGGGUGUUCUGGUUCAUGUUCGUGGUUUGGAAUAAAUAUACCUGAAGUGGUUAUCUGGCUAAUAUUCAAUAUGAAAUUUGAAAAGAAGUUAGAAGUUGGGUGUUCUGGUUCAUGUUCGUGGUUUGGAAUAAAUAUACCUGAAGUGGUUAUCUGGCUAAUAUUCAAUAUGAAAUUUGAAAAGAAGUUAGAAGUUGGGUGUUCUGGUUCAUGUUCGUGGUUUGGAAUAAAUAUACCUGAAGUGGUUAUCUGGCUAAUAUUCAAUAUGAAAUUUGAAAAGAAGUUAGAAGUUGGGUGUUCUGGUUCAUGUUCGUGGUUUGGAAUAAAUAUACCUGAAGUGGUUAUCUGGCUAAUAUUCAAUAUGAAAUUUGAAAAGAAGUUAGAAGUUGGGUGUUCUGGUUCAUGUUCGUGGUUUGGAAUAAAUAUACCUGAAGUGGUUAUCUGGCUAAUAUUCAAUAUGAAAUUUGAAAAGAAGUUAGAAGUUGGGUGUUCUGGUUCAUGUUCGUGGUUUGGAAUAAAUAUACCUGAAGUGGUUAUCUGGCUAAUAUUCAAUAUGAAAUUUGAAAAGAAGUUAGAAGUUGGGUGUUCUGGUUCAUGUUCGUGGUUUGGAAUAAAUAUACCUGAAGUGGUUAUCUGGCUAAUAUUCAAUAUGAAAUUUGAAAAGAAGUUAGAAGUUGGGUGUUCUGGUUCAUGUUCGUGGUUUGGAAUAAAUAUACCUGAAUAUGCACACAUCAGAGAGACAGCUAUUGGUACCUACACUUAUGAGCACAAAAAUGGAAGUGUUGUCCCUCCAGUUCUCUGUGUGUCGCACUACAAGAAAGGUGAAGCCUUUAUCGACAACAACACAUAUAUUCUGGAUGAUGAUAUCACCCAGUCAUGCAUAGAGAUCCCACCCUCAGAGGCCAAUGCGACUGACUGGUCCACAAAGGACUUCAUGGAGAAGAACAACUUCACCUUCAACUUCGACCUGCUCCUCAACACAGACUUCACUUUCCAGCUGCGUACCAUCAAGCUGCGUGUCAAUUUGCCCUUUGACACCCCAGAAUGCUAUAGGCUAACUGGCAAGGUGGUAUUCAACAACCAUGAUCAUGACGGACAGAUCCUGGUGGAGCUGGACGUUGGUGCAAAGGUCCUGGAAUGCACUGGAUCUGUUAAUCUGGCUUCAGAGUCAAGAACACUUAAGGUUUGGCGAGCAGUGAUCAAUGUGGCUAGCAUUGUCACCUGCAUCACAUCGCUGUGUAUGUGCAUUAGGGCUAUCUAUAGAGCACAGAUUCUGAAAAAGGCCACUGUGGUGUUCUUCCAACGGUACUUUGGCAAAGAGCUAACCUUAGAGGAGCGCAUGGAAUUUGUGAACUUCUGGUACAUCCUUAUAUGCAUCAACGACAUCCUCAUCAUCAUAGGCUCAUUUCUCAAGAUUGGGCUCGAGAGCAAGGGGUUGCGUUUCGGUCGAGUGGAGUUUGUGAAGAGCAGUGAGAUGGUGAGUUACGAAGGGUUCCUGGACACGUGGAACAUUUGCUCCCUCUUCCUCGGACUGGGCAACCUGCUAGUCUGGUUCGGCUGUCUGCGCUACCUUGGCUUUUUUGAGACUUACAAUGUGCUGAUCUUGACCCUCAAGAAGUGCUUCCCGAAUGUGCUGCGAUACUCCAUCUGCAUCCUGAUGGUGUUUGCUGGCUACUGCCUCUGCGGCUGGCUUGUGCUUGGACCUUACCAUCUCAAGUUCCGCUCGUUCUCAUCGACAAUGGAGUGCCUGUACUCGCUCAUCAACGGGGACGACAUGUUUGCGACUUUCUCAUCGACAUCAGGCAAGGACCCCGUCGUGUGGUGGUUCUCGCGCAUCUACCUGUACUCGUUCAUCUCUCUCUUCAUCUAUGUAAUUCUCUCCCUCUUCAUUGCAAUCAUUAUGGAUGCAUAUGAAACCAUUAAGAAAUACUAUGACGACGGCUUUCCUGAGUCGGAUCUAAUGGUGUUUGUGAAUGAGUGCACGGAAGAGCCCACCAGUGGUGUCUUCCAUGACGAUGGUGACCGCACUAUCCAUGAUGUCAUCAACUCGUUCUGUUGCUGUGGACAUGAAAGAAGAAGUGAUACCCAGGAGUAUGAGCCUCUAAUCACGUAGACAAAGGUGUUUGCAACCACUUGCUAGCCAUGCAUGUGCUUACGGUACCAAGCCAUGUUCUCUACAAUAUUUGUUGUGAUUCACACCAAAAGAGAUUUCGGGAGUCACGCGUUUAUCCUUGUCCUCCCCAUCCCCUUUCUUCCUAUUCUCUCACCUGUAUAACAUCCCUUCCCCCUUAUGUUUUCCAUUUUCUCCAUGCCCCUUCCUAUUCCCACCUACCCCCUUCCUAUCCUGUGCCCUUUUAACUCUGCUUCCAUUCCAUUUUCAUAUUCAUAUUAUGAUUAUGAAUAUGAUUUAUUACUGUGACUACUACUACUGCCACUAUUACUUGAUAAUUUUUUUAUUUGCACUGUGAUGACGCGUCUGGGGUGAUGCGCUGACCUCCUGUUGUAAAUACUUGCAGUUGCUCCACUGAAAUACCAUAUUGUUUACAUGUUAUUAUUUUUAUAUAACUUUUCUGAGUUAUUUUAUAGCUUUGUUUCUCAAGGUUAUUAUAUCCAUUGUAUCCACUAUAUAAUAUAUUUACCUCUCUUUCUCCCCCUUUCCCCCCCAAAAAAAAAUAAUGGAAUGAACAUACUCAUUCCAAUUUUCUCAUCUCAUCCUUAUAAACAACUGUGUUAUUACUUUUACAGUCUUAGAUAUUAGCUUACUGCCAAUCACAACACAAGCCAAUAGUUAUGGAAUUUCUAAUCCUAUUUAUUUCUGAUUGUUUUUCUUUAAGUGUCCCUUUCUGGAAUCUUGAUUGGAAACCUUUAUUAUAAUCCUCAUUGGCAGCAUUGAGUUCCUUUCAUUAUACUUAAAGGUGAUUAUUAGUCAACUUUUUUUUUCUUUUGUUUAUUCUGUUUUCUGUGAUUUUUUACAGGAAGUAUUAGCUAGUAUGUUUCCUCUUUUUUCUUGUAAGGAAUCGUGAGACCAGCCCAUUUCUUCUUUUUCUCUCUCAUUUCUGUUUUCUUUUUAAGGGUUGAAUUUAAUUCUCUGAUUUAUAGACUUUGAUUUGGUGAUUUGACAAUUGUGCUUCACAUGAAGGAAUGAAAAAGAGGAAAAAUAAGUAGAAGUUUUGACAUGGCUCCAAAGUUCUGUACUUUGCACUAAUAAGGACUCUAGUCUCCAUAAUAGAGUGGAAAAGACAACCAGCUUUGAUGCAUAGUGUGUUAACUAGUAUAUACUGCGGUUAUUAAUAUGCCAACACAUUUACCAGUCACUGAGCAUUUUUAGAAAGUUUAUGAAGAUGUUUGAAAUAGUAUUUUGUACUUUUUUACUUCCACAGUUUUGAGUGCUUUGCAGUAAGAGGUAUACAGUCUUGCAGUAGGUUAUCAAAUUAGAAGACAGUCAAGGUCUUUCCACAAUUAGGGCUUUCUGUCUGUAUAUGACUGUCAUAUCAAGGACCAUAUGACAAACAGCUCCUCAAUGCUGUGUCUCUGUUGCUCGAGUUUUGAAUUUUAUCUCUUUAGGUUAUACAUUUGUAUUAGGGUGGCGUUAUGUAUCAUGUAGGGCUUUCAGUAUUUAGUCGUCUUUUCCUUGAGAUGUAUCUGAAAUAUCUGUCAUUUGGCCAAAGUGAAGCUUUUGCAUUGUUAGUAACUGAAUACUAUUUUUCCCAUACUAUAACUAUGCCAUCCAUUGGUGUAUUUUACCCCAUGUGAUUUUCAAAUAACUGCUGUAUACAUAUUGUGAUAUAUUAGUCACAAAGUGAAACUGCUGCAUGUGGCUGACAUUUUAUAUAUCUUGUAGAAGUUUGUUUUAUGAAUUGGAAAAUGCAAAUGGAAAUAAAUAUGGUAAGAGAAAGUAAUUUAAAACAUGUUAGUCUUUGAUUUAGUAAUUGUUGGUAACAGGGGAUAAUGCUCAGGUCUUGUUAGUUUCUUGAUUUUAUUAAUUAAUAUUUUAUUGAUACUUUUCUUGUGUGUAAAUGUUAAUGUUCACCCAAGUGUGAGUCACCCACUUAUUUUUAUCUCAUUUAUAUAUGUCUGUAUCAUUUGUAUAUUUCAUGCCAUUGAAUAAUAUGUUUGUAAAUAUUUACAUGCAUUAGGACACUACUGAGAAGGCUAUAUAGAGUUGAUGCAUAAAUGCAUACUGAAGUGUACAUGUACCAGUUAUUAAACUAAUAGUAUUUUAUGUUCACUGUAUUUUUCUUUUCAUCAUUUUGUUAUAGUCAUUGUAAAAAUAACAGGAUCAGUUUUGUAAUGCUAUAAUAACCCAAAUGCAAAUAAAAAAAAAAUCAAGUAACAUAUUUGAUGUCCUACUAUAUAGCAUUUGUGGAACUGGAUCUUUGAUAUCCAGAAAUUAUAGUAUUACCUAAUAUGUAAGGGAACAAUUUUGUUUAUGUCAUUGCUACCAGUAGGAAACAAAACAGAUUAUUAGACAGCAGAUGUAUGGACAGAAAAUGGCAAACAAACACAGAACAGUGGAUAAAUAACACAGGCAAAAUAUUUUUAUAUGAUAUGGUAUCCACGUUUGUAAACAGUUAACCAAUGCAGAAGACAGGUGUAGCUUCACCUAUUGUCAUCAGGAACAUAUAAUGCUCACUGUAGUUUUGUUUUGUGAAAUAUGUUUACACAUAGAUGACUACAAGGCCUAGUUUCCCUUUCUUUGAGUUUUAUUUUUUUUUUUUAUUGAUAUGCAUGCAUUAUUUUAUUAUUAUUAUAAUGACUAACAAUACUGAUGGCCACCAAAAAAAAGAAAAGAAAAAAAAUCCAAAAAUCCAAAGGAUAAACAAGAUUAGUAAUUGAAUUCUUGGUGAAUAAGUACCUGUGGAGCCAUGUAUGUGUAAAGACAAUUAAAAAAUACAGUAGGCAUGUAUGGCAUGCCAUCCCUGGUGGCAUUGGGUCAAAAAAUGUCUUGUCGAUUAUAUGAUAUACACUUCUUUGUGUAAGAGGAAAAAAGGAAAAUUAUGGCUAUUUUUUUAGGUAAAGAAAAUCUUUAUAAUUCUUGAGAGAAUAAAAAAUUUAACAGGAAAUGAGGAAGCUUGAAUGAUAUGUUACAGGAAAGCCUUGUAAGCUAAGAAAAUAUUCUAAUUGAACACUGAUUACAGAUAUUUAUGUGCUAAUAUUAAUAAUCUUUCUUGGAAAUUUUGUAAUUUUAUAUUAUUAAUAUUCCUUCAAGAUUAUAAUGGAUGUCAUGUUUUUUUUUAUUUAUGUAUUUAUUUAUUCAUUUUUUUUAAGAAAAAUUUCCGGAGUCUAGAAUGAUAAUUAAUUUUUAAUCAAAUGUAAACAUUCAUAUAUUUAUAUAUUUUCAAUACAGAUCUGUUCAGCUGUGACUGUUCAUGCAAUCAUUAGGCUCAUAGUUACUUAUUUUAAUCCUGUUUCAACAUUGUAAGAAUAGGUUCUUUUGAAAAUAUGUAAGAUUGUUUUACAGAAUCUAAACAGAUUUUUACAUUUUUAAAAAAUCUUCAGUAAUACUAUUGUUUCUGUAGCUGAACUAUUUUACCUACCUGUUUUAGACCAGAUUUAUACCUUACUCAUUACAAUGACUUGGAAAAUAUUCAUGAUGUCUUCAUGUCACAGAUUCAUUCACAUCAUCAUUAUUAUCAUAACUGAUAACAGCAUAGGAGUUGAUAAGUAAGAGAGAUUGUAGCAUACACAAAAGCAGUCAUAAUACUUUACCUUGUGCUUGCCAUGUUGUAUAUUCAUUGUAAAUAUUCCUGUGAAAUACAUUCCUGUAAUUACUGAAUGUCAAAGUCAGUAUUUUGAGGAUGGCUGUUUAAUGAUUUUGAAAUAAUAUGAGAGAUAUGUGAGUCAGAAAGAUCUAUAGCAUACCUAAUGUGAUUAAAAUGUAUUUUUGUUUCUUUAAUUUUUUAGUUUUCAUAGAAUUAAGAACAUGUAUCUUCCUUGCGAUGCAUUAUUUUCAUUAUUCUAGAAAUACUUGGGACUCCUUGUUCUUGACUUUUUUUUUUCUCCAUUUUAUCCAUUUUCCUUCUCUGUAAUUUUCUUGCGAUGUCUCUCCUCAAAAGACCAAUAUUUUGUAAAAAAAAAAAACAUUUUCAGUUAUUUCAUAAAAUUAAUUGUAUUUCCUUUAGCUGAUUUCUUAAAAUGCAUUUUGCAGUUGAUUUUUUAAAAAAGACACAGAAAUAGACAUCUAUAUUAAUUUCUUUCCCAGACUGAAUUUAAUAUUUAAGAUUUAUUUAUUUAUUUAUUUAUUUUAUUUAUAUUAUCUUUCUCAUUCCUAUGCUGCUCCUCCAUUCCUCGUAUUUAAUUGUUCAUUAUCCAUUUUUAAAAAAUUUUGUGUAGCAGUUGAAGAAAACUCUUUGGAAUAAGUUACUGAAUGACGAGGAAAAAACUGUUUGUGUAUGAAAAGAAAUAGUAUUAUAUAUAAUUACAUAUGCCAAUGCAUGUCUGAAAAUAUAUGGUGUAUUACUCCAUUUGUAAAUAAAGUGAAGAAAUAAA